This is a messenger RNA of Caenorhabditis angaria, 1124 nucleotides long. NCBI's taxonomy places the organism in Eukaryota, Metazoa, Nematoda, Chromadorea, Rhabditida, Rhabditidae. The record is from the annotation of a GenBank genome assembly.
AUGUCUUGUCAGCGACUACUGUAUUUUGCAUUUAUUGUUUUUGGAAUUGUUUUGGCGGAUGGAGAAGGUGAGAACGAUGCUCCGCGAUGACGUGGCGAUGGAAAUUGGGUUAUUAUGUGGCAAAGAUUAUUUUCUUUUGAAAAAAAGAAUUUUUUCUAACAGUUUUUGAAGCAAUUUUGAAAUAAACUUUCUGAAUGAGAGAAUCCACGUGAAAAUUUGAAGAUUUAAAAAAUUUUCUUUUUAACCUUUACUUUUCGAAGUUUCAAAUUUCUACGUGGAUUUUUCGCGCCAAAAUUUUUAAAUCUUCAAGUUUCCACGAGGAUUUUCGCAUUCAAGAAAUUUAAAAUUUACUCAAAAACUGAAUUUUUUCAAAAACAUUUUGGCGCCAAUAAUCCACGUGGAAACUUGAAGAUUUAAAAAUUUUGGCAGCAAAAAAAACGAUGUGAAAAUUUGACAAAAUUAUUUAAAAAGUUAAAAUUUUCUCAAUUUUUGAAAUUCUAGAACUUAACAGCAAUCUAAGCCCGAAAAAAAUCCCAUGAAUUUUUCAGUCGCAGGAAACUCUACAACAGUUGCUCCUCCCUUGAAUCUCACAACUUCUCCACAUCAACAAGAACUUCAAAAAGAUGCGCCCACAACAACUUCAACAACUCAUGAACCCGAUCUUGGACUUCAUGGAAUCAUUGAGCAACAAUUGAAUUUGAAAUUCUAUAAUUUUAUCUGCUCCAAACAUUAUCAUUUGGAUUGCAAGGUUUAUUGAUAUAUAUUUCUAGAAAUUUCCAGAAAUUCUGAUUUUUUUCAGAUCACUGAAACUCUUCAAGUUUGUCAAAAAGGCGAUUAUGUGGCAGUUCUUGGAUUGCCUUUGAGAUUUGCCGCCGGAUCGGAAGAGGUUAAAAAAUUGAAUAAAUGGAUCAAAACUUGCGAUCGAAAUGAUCAAGAAUUGAAUCGGGAAACGAUGAAAAUUAUUCGAAAACAGAUUCGAAUUCAAAAUGAUAAUGAUUGGUGAGAACUUUUUUAGAUUUCUGGGAAAUUUGGGAUUUUUUUUCAGGAACAAUGUUUUCAACAGUUCAUCUACUUUGAGAUAUUUCUGGAUUGUUGUUGGAUUUUCAAUGUUUUUAUUUAUUUGA